AUCCAAGGCCGCACGAGAUGCUGCCUCUAGAUCCGAGGAACCUCGCUAGUUUCCAUCUUUAUAUGUGUUGCGAGCGAGAUGGGGUGAUGGCGAGAGAUGGAAGCCUCGAAAGAGGAAUUCCGGUGAAUUAGUUUCUGUUGCCGUCGGGUGCUCCGAUAUUUCGUCUUAUAUGACCAUCUUCUGCAAGUUUCAUUCACAAUGCCUGAGGCGACCUGCAUGGAUAUGACAAAGGAAUUGUUGGUCUGCUAAUUUAGUGUGUGAUCUUGAUUGUCUGAUUGGUAAAGCAGCAGAAUCUCAUUUAGAAUCUAACAGCUAUGCAUUGCCAACUAGAUGUUUCAAUAUGAUCAGCAACAACUGCAUUCAAGUACUUCUCUUUGUUUAGCUAAUUAGCUCUACUCUUGAGGUACCGAGAUAUAUCAAUGGCUGGGAAUCUAUCAGAAGAUCUUCCCAAUGGGAAUGCAGGUGAAAUAAGCAGCCAUCCCCAACUUGCUUCUCUCGCUGUGAAUGAUGUAAGCGGUUGUGGAAAUUGCUUCAGUGAGACAAAUAAUUUAAAUGGAAGUGAAGAUAGGACUUCUGUCAUGUUGAAGAAGAGGCAGUGCGACCCAAUGCUUGGACAUUGUCCCAAGAAGAGACCACUAUCUGUUUUUAGGAUUUUGAGGGGCAUUGUGUGCCUAGUGGUUCUACUUUUGACGGCUUUCAUGAUGUUGAUUUACGUGGGCAUGUUUACUGCUGUGGUAUUGAGGCUGUUCAGUGUGCACUAUAGCAGGAAGUUGACAUCCUACUUUUUUGGGAAGUGGUUAGCUCUAUGGCCCUUUCUAUUUGAAAAAAUAAACAAGACAAAAGUUGUUUGGUCAGGAGACAUGGUUCCUCCAGGGGAACGGGUCAUGUUGCUUUGUAACCAUAAAACUGAGGUUGAUUGGAUGUACCUGUGGGAUUUUGCAAUAAGGAAAAGCCGUUUGGGAUACAUAAAGUAUAUACUGAAGAGUAGUCUAAUGAAAUUACCAAUAUUUGGCUGGGGUUUCCACAUUCUUGACUUUAUCCCAGUUGAAAGGAAAUGGGAAAAUGAUGAGCAGCUGAUACGACAGAUGCUUUCAGCUUUCGUUGAUCCGCAAGAUCCUCUUUGGCUUGUUGUUUUCCCUGAAGGAACUGAUUACACUGAGCAAAAGUGCUUGAGGAGCCAAAGGUUUGCAAAGGAGAAUGGCUUGCCCAUACUGAAGCAUGUACUUCUUCCAAAAACAAAGGGGUUCGCUGUCUGCUUGGAGGUGCUUAGGAACUCCUUGGACGCAGUUUAUGAUGUAACUAUUGGUUACAAGCCUAGGUGCCCAACUUUCAUGGACAAUGUCUUCGGUAUUGAUCCUUCUGAAGUUCAUAUUCAUGUUCGCCGCAUUCCACCGCAUGAAAUCCCGCUGUUGGAGUCUGAAGCUGCUACUUGGCUGAUUAACACGUUCCAGCAGAAGGACAAGCUUCUUUCAGAUUUUCAUGGUAAGGGUCAUUUUGCACUUGAGACCACGGAAGACAAUCUCUCGAUGCUUAGGUGUGUCACAAAUUUUGUUUUUGUGGUUACACUAUCUGGUAUAUGUGCAUUUUUGACCUACUCGUCCCCCUGGUUUAAGUUACAUGUUACCUUAAGCUGUGUUUACCUUUCUUCUGCAACAUAUUUCAACAUGCGACCACCACCCUUAUUUCGUAGCAUGAAGCCCAUUCUCUCGUUGUAAUUGUUUCUAAUGCCGCCAUCUAGUCUUUGUAGAACUGUAUAUGAAAUGUUGUUGGGCCAUGCUUUUCCUGGCCUUACUUUC
This is a messenger RNA of Nymphaea colorata (pocket water lily), 1796 nucleotides long. RefSeq names its product probable 1-acyl-sn-glycerol-3-phosphate acyltransferase 5. Gene Ontology annotation, cellular component: endomembrane system. The record is from RefSeq and is a predicted model, not a curated record. The coding region runs from base 420 to 1715 and encodes 431 amino acids. Gene Ontology annotation, molecular function: acyltransferase activity. NCBI's taxonomy places the organism in Eukaryota, Viridiplantae, Streptophyta, Magnoliopsida, Nymphaeales, Nymphaeaceae. The transcript is spliced from 4 exons.